Lathyrus oleraceus (garden pea) is the source of this 549-nucleotide messenger RNA. RefSeq lists its product as uncharacterized. The transcript has a single exon. The coding region runs from base 1 to 549 and encodes 182 amino acids. Lineage: Eukaryota; Viridiplantae; Streptophyta; Magnoliopsida; Fabales; Fabaceae. The record is from RefSeq and is a predicted model, not a curated record.
AUGGAUUUGGAGAAGACUCAAAAUAAACUGACAGAAGAUAGGUUCAACCCAAACCAUAUCAAAGAAGUUCAAAAAUGGACAGAAAACCUUAUGCAGUCCACUAAAAUAGAAGAGCAAAUUAUGAUGCAUAAAUCAAAGAUAAACUGGUUGAAACUUGGAGAUAUCAAUUUAGCAUACUUCCAUGCUACCAUUAGAGGAAAAAGCAAAAAAAUUGAAAUGCACAAACUAGGGGAUCCCAAUGGUACAAUUCUCAAAGAUCAUAAGGAAAUUGAACAAGAAGUCAUAAGAUUCUAUAGAGAGCUAAUUGGUACAACUGCUCACAGAAUUAAUCUUGUGGAUAUUGUUGCCUUGACAAAUGAUGCUCAACUUAAAGACAUACAUAUGAACAAUCUUAUUUAUAAUUUUACUGACUAUGAGAUAUGGACAUCAUUGAAAGGAAUAUGUGAUCCAAAAGCUCCACGAAUUGAUGGCUACAAUGCUAAAUUCUUGAAGAAAACGUGGAACAUUAUUAGUGAAGAUGUGAAGGAUGCAAGACUUCUUUGUCAAUAA